Drosophila persimilis is the source of this 1284-nucleotide messenger RNA. RefSeq names its product 39S ribosomal protein L37, mitochondrial (gene mRpL37). NCBI's taxonomy places the organism in Eukaryota, Metazoa, Arthropoda, Insecta, Diptera, Drosophilidae. Gene Ontology annotation, molecular function: structural constituent of ribosome. Gene Ontology annotation, cellular component: mitochondrion; ribosome. Gene Ontology annotation, biological process: translation. Bases 20 to 1243 code for a protein of 407 amino acids. The record is from RefSeq and is a predicted model, not a curated record. The transcript is spliced from 4 exons.
ACAGUUAUAACUUAUUUUAAUGCGGCUUACUAAUCAGCUAUGCGCUCAACAUAUUGGGUGGCAUUUUAAGAAGCAUUGGCUAAUUCAGGGCAAGCGUGUGCCGCGUGAAACUGGCGCUGCCGCUGAGUUACUAAGACUUUCAGCUCAAGUCAGGACACCUAAUGACUUAUUAGCUCCGAAAGAAGAGAGGCUUAUGUUGGACUUCAUUGGAACAAGUCCAAGAGCGAUUUCCGAGAACAAUGCGCAUCCAAAAUCGGAUUCUACUGCUUGCCAUUCCUAUAAUGAUAACAGUCUACUAAUUGGUGGAUUACCCCAAGCCCAAGUAUUGACAAAUACUAUAGAGGUUAAAACGUUUCCUCCAAAAAUCGAAGAAGCUGUUGCUAACCAGAAGUUGCCAAACGGUAUUGAUAGAAAUAUUCGAAACGCUAUUUUAUCUGCACAUGUGCUUGAUGCUGAGCAGGUUAAAUUGCCUAAAAUUAAGUUGAUUGAGCGACCUGCCUUUAACUUGCCUCGCAACUAUGGAAUUUCCCACGAAAGAAUCAAUCGACUGCUAGUAAACAAAAUAUUACAUGAAAUUGAAAAAUGGGCCGGUCGAUCCCUCACAGUACGCCGAAAGCUGUUUGAUAAUGCUGCCUUUAAAGCGUCAUUGAAUAAAGACAGUGAUAAGAUUGGAUUUGCGAUCAAUGCAAAUAAAUUAGUUUGCUCUAAUCGUGCGAUUGAAGGUGUGAAAUUGAAGUUUAACGGCACUUUGCCUGAUCUGUACCCAAUGAAAUGUACAAUUUCAAUACCAAAAAAGCCUAUUGUUAAAAAUGACUUCUAUCCGUUUCGGACAGAUGCUACCUGCUCUCAUCCACACACCGUUUUUUCUUUCUUUGAUACAAAUUUGGUAAACACUCAUGGAUCCGAGGUCACAACUUCUCAAUUUCAAGCACGAACAUUAUUAAAAGGGUUUGUAGUUGCUGUAGCACGGGCCAAGCAUUUGUAUGGCGCCUCCAGUGAAGGAGAUCUUGCAAAACCCAUCGUUGUACAAAGUGUUCAGACCGACGGUAGGACAUUUCACUUUGGUGUAUUCCAGCUGAAUACCCUUGAUAUUAGUUCUAAGAACUCUUUAAAGAACUAUUGGUUCCACAGGGAGAGUUACGAAUUAUUUUCCAAGUGCGGUUACGAAACAGGGAGGCCGUAUUUAGAUAAUUACAAUAGCGACAUCUUUCGCAUACUUAAUGCACUUUAUUGUAGCUCCUAAAAUAUACAAAAUAAAGUUUUAAACAACAAAAUUAAAACAAA